UACAUGCACUUGAUAAGAUUCUAUUUAAGAUUAUGACCUUACUGAGCUUUGCUCAAUUCUGUUUUUACUUGAACAUCAUUCUAACGAAACCGAAUUGCAACAUUGAGCUCACCAUAAUGGUGUUGAUUUCCUCGCAUCGCGCCCUGUUCAAAAACCGAUUGGCUUGGAACAUGGAUGAACCGGUGCUCCUCCAUUUGGACGUGGCCAUGAAAACAUUAGAAUUGGAUUCUCCCAGCUCAUGUCUGGGUAAAAAGUACAACAAUGUUCAGAUCCCAUGCCGGCAUAUUAUUGGGUGCAAAGUUGUCUCGGAAACAGGUGGCCAUUGGAAGAAGCCUUACGAAGAGAGCCAUGCCAACACUCUUCCUGCUCGCCGCCCCUCUCGUGAUGACGGGACUGAAUCAAUUGAGCCCAAUGAACCCAUCGUGCCCACAGUUGAACGUGACAAACUCUAUCUGAAACUGACUUAUUUUUCGAUCACUGGCUCAGAACAUGAUUUCGAGGGCCAGAACAACACUGUCAGUGUACGACGACCACGGACUCGGAGGAGAAGAAAGAACAAAAAAUCCCAGUGGAGUUCGGUAAGGUACAAGACUAGGACCCUCAUUCUCCAAGCCCCCAAGGAUUCCAACCGAUCCAAAGAGGGGCGUCUGCAAUUGGUGCAGGAAUGGGAAGCUCUCUUGAAUGAAAACAUGGGACUUAUUCGACAUAAGAAGCCUCUCCUAAUCCUGGUUAAUCCCAAAAGUGGGGUGGGAACGGCUCUGAAAAUAUUCCAGGACUUGGUGGGUCCCAUUUUGGACGAGGCAGAUGUGCCUUAUAAUAUGGUGCUUACCACCCGGAGUGGCUACGGUCAAGACUUGGUCGUCAAUGAGGAUUUGAGCCGAUGGGGUGGGAUUGUGAUCAUUUCUGGCGACGGAUUACUGUACGAAGUGGUUCAGGGACUCUUCAAGAGACCCGAUUGGGCCAAGGUGACAAAAAUACCCCUAUCUAUCAUUGCUGGUGGGUCGGGCAAUGGCCUGGCCAGAACACUGGCCUUUGAGAGCGGAGAUUCCUACCACAAUAACGGCGUUCUGGCCAGUGCCAUGAGCUUGGUUCGAAGACGUUACCGAUUCAUGGAUCUCCUGGCUGUUCAGAGUGCUAGCGGCAAGAACGUGUAUGCAUUCCUGUCCAUCGGAUGGGGAUUCAUGGCAGACUGUGAUAUCGAGAGCGAGACCUUGCGUUUCAUGGGUGAACCUCGUUUCGUUCUGUGGUCUCUUUGGCGGGCAACGGUCUUUCGUCACUACAGGGGCCGAUUGAGUUACAAACGGGCACAUCCAAAAGAGAGCCAAGGAUCGCAAACCUCACCAGCCGACGAGGAUAGUCCCGUCGAUCCAAAUUGGUCAGCUAAAGAGGAUUAUCCUUCUUCGAAUGGAGCAGCCGUUCAUAUGACUCCCGAUUUUAUGUUACCACCUUUGAGUAAACCAGUGCCUGAUGAUUGGACAAUAAUGGAAGAGGAUUUUGUUAUGGUAUACGCGACCAAUACGGCCUUUAUCGCAACAUUACUUCAACCCGCACCUCAGGCCAAAAUGGACGAUGGAACCAUUUGGCUUCUGAUCAUCAAGAAGGGCGUGUCACGACUGGAAAUGAUCAGAAUACUUCGUGGGGUAGAGCAGGGUACGCACACCGAUUUUCCGAGUGUUCAAAUCGUGCCGGUGUCCGCGUUCCGUUUGGAACCCUUGGGUAAAAGUGGUAACAUCGUGGUAGAUGGUGAGCUUAUUGACUACGAACCCAUUCAAGCCCAAGUGUUGCCCUCCUAUUUCAAUAUCAUUACAAAAUAAAUGUCUAAAAGUUUGGUGGCCAAUGAGAACAAAGUGCAUAUAAUUUAUAUUCUUUUUCACUGAA
Molecule: messenger RNA, 1878 nt
Organism: Tigriopus californicus
Lineage: Eukaryota; Metazoa; Arthropoda; Copepoda; Harpacticoida; Harpacticidae
Product: sphingosine kinase 1-like
Exons: 1
Coding region: 33-1814 (593 amino acids)
Biological process (GO): sphingosine biosynthetic process
Cellular component (GO): cytoplasm; membrane; intracellular membrane-bounded organelle
Source: RefSeq, a predicted model, not a curated record